GGCUGGAGCCGGAGCCGGAGCCGGGCUGGGCUGGGCUGGGCUGGGUACGGCGGAGCGCUCCCGCGGAGGGCACGGCAGCAGCGCAGCCCCUUCCCAGCCCGGCCACCGCGGAAGGGAGCGCGGCCACCCGCCCUGCCUGUCAUCCCCCCGCCCCGGCCAUGGGGUCGGGCCGGAGAGACGGUACCUGUGCGGGGAGGUGAGCGGAGCCCCGGCGCCUUCCUCCCACCCCCGGGCAGCCACAGCGGCGGGGAAGAGGAGGGGGUGGAGGAAGGGAAAGGGAUUUUAUUUUCUUCUUCUUCUUCUUUAUUUUUUAUUUUUUUUCAAAUAUAUCUAUAUAUUUUGCUGCGAUCAAUCCCGAUCCCGCAACUGAAGCCCCCGGAGGGAGAAGUGCUGCACGCUGUGAUGCGUCUUCCUCUCGCCUCGGCUGCCAGUUUGGAUUGUAGCGCCCGGCUCCGUGCACUGAGAGAAUGGCUCGGUUUGGGGAUGAUCUGCCAACCCGCUAUGGAGGUGGAGGGCCAGCCGGGACUGGAAGAGGGAGCAGCCGGCAAGGUGGCCCCCAAGCCGGCCAAAGGAUGUAUAAGCAGUCGAUGGCUCAGAGGGCCAGGACUAUGGCUCUCUACAACCCCAUCCCUGUCAAACAGAACUGCUUCACAGUCAACAGAUCCCUCUUCAUCUUCAGUGAAGAUAAUGUUAUACGGAAAUACGCCAAGAGAAUAACAGAAUGGCCUCCAUUUGAAUACAUGAUUUUAGCUACAAUCAUAGCCAAUUGUAUUGUGCUGGCUCUGGAACAACAUUUGCCGGAUGGAGACAAAACACCUAUGUCAGAGAGAUUGGAUGACACUGAGCCGUACUUUAUUGGAAUAUUUUGUUUUGAAGCUGGUAUAAAAAUCAUCGCUCUGGGGUUUGUUUUUCAUAAAGGCUCUUACCUCCGAAAUGGUUGGAACGUGAUGGAUUUUGUUGUGGUCCUCACAGGGAUUCUAGCAACUGCUGGGACUGAUUUUGACCUGCGGACCCUGCGAGCUGUCCGAGUGUUACGACCCCUGAAGCUGGUAUCAGGAAUCCCAAGCUUGCAGGUUGUCCUCAAGUCCAUCAUGAAGGCGAUGGUGCCCUUGCUUCAGAUUGGGCUGCUCCUCUUCUUCGCCAUCGUGAUGUUUGCCAUCAUCGGGCUGGAGUUUUACAUGGGGAAGUUUCAUAAAACCUGCUUCUCUAAUGAGACAGGUGAUGAGGUGGGAGAUUUUCCUUGCGGAGAGGAGCCCCCGGCCAGGCAGUGUGAGAGUGGGACCACCUGCAGGGAGUACUGGCAAGGGCCCAACUACGGCAUCACCAACUUUGACAACAUCCUCUUUGCUGUGCUCACCGUCUUCCAGUGCAUCACUAUGGAGGGAUGGACAGACAUCCUCUACAAUACAAACGAUGCUGCAGGAAAUACCUGGAACUGGCUUUACUUCAUCCCUCUCAUCAUCAUUGGCUCUUUCUUCAUGCUCAACUUGGUGCUGGGCGUCUUAUCAGGUGAAUUUGCCAAAGAACGAGAGAGGGUAGAAAAUCGUCGAGCUUUCCUGAAACUCCGUAGGCAGCAGCAAAUUGAACGGGAGCUAAAUGGAUACUUGGAGUGGAUCUUCAAAGCAGAGGAGGUCAUGCUGGCAGAGGAAGACAAGAAUGCAGAAGAGAAAUCUCCUCUGGACGGGAGGGCCGCCUCGGAAGGGCCGAUUCAACAAGGCACGGCACCGGCAGAGACUAGCAGCGGCAGCAGCUACAACAUGUUGAAAAGAGCUGCAAUAAAGAAGAGCAAAAAUGACCUGAUUCAUGCUGAAGAAGGUGAGGACCAUUUCACAGACAUUUGCUCCGUUGGGUCUCCUUUUGCCCGUGCCAGUUUGAAGAGUGGGAAGAACGAGAGCUCGUCCUACUUCAGGAGGAAAGAGAAAAUGUUCCGGUUCUUCAUUCGGCGCAUGGUGAAAGCUCAGAGCUUCUACUGGAUCGUCCUCUGCGUGGUCGCCCUCAACACGCUCUGCGUUGCGAUGGUGCACUACGACCAGCCGGAGAAGCUCACCACUGCGCUGUAUUUUGCAGAGUUUGUUUUUCUGGGUCUGUUCCUUACUGAGAUGUCUUUGAAGAUGUAUGGGCUGGGGCCAAGAAAUUACUUCCACUCUUCAUUCAACUGCUUUGACUUUGGGGUCAUCGUGGGAAGUAUAUUUGAAGUCAUUUGGGCUGCAGUGAAACCAGGUACCUCAUUUGGCAUCAGCGUAUUGAGAGCACUUCGACUGCUGAGGAUUUUCAAAGUAACAAAGUACUGGAAUUCCCUGAGGAAUCUGGUGGUCUCCUUGCUGAACUCCAUGAAGUCCAUCAUCAGUUUGCUCUUCCUCCUGUUCCUGUUCAUUGUGGUGUUUGCUUUGCUGGGGAUGCAGCUCUUUGGAGGACAAUUCAAUUUCCAAGAUGAAACACCAACCACAAAUUUCGAUACCUUUCCUGCCGCUAUCCUCACAGUAUUCCAGAUCCUGACAGGGGAAGACUGGAACGCGGUGAUGUACCAUGGGAUAGAGUCACAGGGUGGCGUACGCUCGGGGAUGUUCUCCUCCAUUUACUUCAUCGUCCUGACGCUGUUUGGUAACUAUACACUCCUGAAUGUCUUCUUGGCUAUUGCUGUUGACAAUCUGGCAAAUGCCCAAGAGCUCACCAAGGAUGAGGAGGAGAUGGAGGAAGCCACCAAUCAAAAGCUCGCCCUGCAAAAGGCCAAGGAAGUGGCAGAAGUCAGCCCCAUGUCUGCAGCUAACAUUUCCAUAGCCGCUUUUGUAAAGCAAACUCGAGGUACUGUAUCUCGCAGCUCGUCAGUCUCCAGCGUAAAUUCACCCAAGCAGCAGAACUCCUCCAAAUCCAAGUCUGUUUGGGAGCAGAGGACCAGCCAGAUCCGGAUGCACAAUUUCCGAGCCAGCUGCGAGGCUCUGUACAAUGAGCUGGAUCCGGAGGAGCGGGUGCGUUACGCUACCACCCUUCACAUCAGGCCGGACAUGAAGACUCAUUUGGAUCGGCCGCUGGUGGUAGAGCCGAGGGGCGAAGGGAGGAACAGCAUCAGCAAGCUGAGCCCUGUGGACGUGCAGGAGGUGGAGCCGACCAAAGUCAGCUCUACUGAUGGGGCAGAAGCUCCACGAAAGCACCACCGGCAUCGGGAAAAGGACAAACUGGGAGAGCAAGAGAAGGGUGAUGUGACUAAGGAUGAGAACGGGGAAUCUGGUGCCAACAAUAAGGAGGAACGGCACAGGCAGCACAGGAGCCGCAGCAAAGAGGUGGAAGGGGGGAGUAAGGAAGGAAAAAGCGAUCGCAACAGGUGUCAGGAGGGGGGAAAGAGGCACCAUCGCCGAGGGUCAGUGGAAGAAGGUACCGAGAAGGAGCACCGUAGGCAUCGGACUCACCGGCACUCUGCCGAGCGGCAAGGCAAGGAAGGCAAUGGGACAAUCAAUGGGGCCAGGAGCGAGCGGCGUUCCCGACACCGGGGAGGGUCAAGGUCUGGGAACCGGGAAGGAGAGCCCGGGUCCAAGGGCGAGAGUGGAGAGGAGCCUCACAGACGGCACCGGUUCAGGAACAGGGCGCUGUCGACGUACGAUUCGGUGGAGAAGGAGAAUGGGGAGAAGGAGGGGGAGGCUGGCGAGAAGGAGCACCGGAAUCAUCAGCCCAAGGAGAACCAGUGUGAGAUUGAGGCUAGUGGAAGCGUGAGUGUCCCUGUGCACACCCUUCCCAGCACCUAUCUGCAGAAGGUGCCGGAGCAGCCAGAAGAUGCUGACAACCAGAAGAACGUGACGCGGAUGAUUCAGCCACCUCUGGACAAAACCACCACUGUGAACAUCCCUGUCACUAUCACCGCCCCGCCGGGGGAAACCACGGUCAUACCAAUGAACAACGUUGAAUUUGAAAGUAAAACAGAGGAGAAGAAAGAUGUCGAUGACUUGACGAAAAAUGGGCCUAAACCAAUCUUGCCUUACAGUUCCAUGUUUAUCCUAAGUCCUACAAAUCCGAUUCGGCGUCUGUUCCACUACAUCGUCAACCUGCGCUAUUUCGAGAUGGUCAUCCUCAUAGUUAUAGCCCUCAGCAGCAUUGCCCUGGCUGCAGAAGACCCUGUCCAAGCCGAGUCACCGAGGAACGAUGCUCUGAAAUACUUGGAUUAUAUAUUUACGGGUGUCUUUACCUUUGAGAUGGUGAUCAAGAUGAUUGACUUGGGGCUGUUGCUCCACCCUGGCUCCUACUUCCGUGACCUGUGGAAUAUCCUGGACUUCAUUGUGGUCAGUGGGGCCUUGGUGGCAUUUGCCUUCUCGAGUUUCAUGGGAGGAACCAAAGGCAAGGACAUCAACACAAUCAAGUCGCUGCGAGUUCUGCGGGUCCUAAGACCACUGAAGACCAUUAAACGGCUGCCAAAACUAAAGGCUGUCUUUGACUGCGUGGUGAAUUCCCUGAAGAACGUCCUCAAUAUCCUCAUAGUUUACAUGCUCUUCAUGUUCAUUUUUGCCGUUAUUGCUGUGCAGCUCUUCAAAGGCAGAUUCUUCUACUGCACGGAUGAGUCGAAGGAGCUGGAGAAGGACUGCAGGGGUCAGUACCUCGAUUAUGAAAAAAAUGAGGUGGAGGCGCAGCCCCGGGAAUGGAAGAAAUACGAGUUCCACUAUGACAACGUGCUCUGGGCUCUGCUCACGCUUUUCACCGUCUCCACAGGCGAAGGGUGGCCAACUGUGCUGAAGCACUCGGUGGAUGCUACCUAUGAGGAACAGGGGCCCAGCCCUGGCUACAGAAUGGAAAUGUCUAUCUUUUACGUUGUGUAUUUCGUUGUCUUCCCUUUUUUCUUUGUGAACAUCUUUGUGGCGUUAAUCAUCAUCACCUUCCAAGAGCAAGGAGAUAAAGUGAUGUCAGAGUGCAGCCUCGAGAAAAACGAGAGGGCCUGCAUAGACUUCGCUAUAAGUGCCAAGCCACUGACCCGCUACAUGCCUCAGAACAAGCAAUCUUUUCAGUACAAGAUGUGGAAAUUUGUGGUGUCCCCUCCCUUUGAGUAUUUUAUCAUGGUCAUGAUUGCACUCAAUACCAUUGUUCUAAUGAUGAAGUUCUAUGAUGCUCCAGAAGCAUAUGAAGAAAUGUUGAAAUGCCUGAAUAUUGUGUUUACAUCCAUGUUUUCAAUGGAAUGUGUGCUGAAGAUCAUUGCCUUUGGUGUGCUGAAUUAUUUCCGAGAUGCCUGGAAUGUCUUUGAUUUUGUAACAGUGUUGGGAAGUAUUACUGAUAUUUUAGUAACAGAGAUUGCGGACACGGACAACUUCAUCAACCUCAGCUUCCUGCGGCUCUUCAGGGCAGCGAGACUUAUCAAGCUCCUUCGCCAGGGUUACACUAUCCGCAUCUUGCUCUGGACAUUUGUGCAGUCUUUUAAGGCCUUGCCUUACGUGUGUCUCCUCAUUGCAAUGCUCUUCUUCAUCUAUGCCAUUAUUGGCAUGCAGGUAUUUGGAAACAUUGCACUAGAUGAUGAAACCUCCAUUAAUCGGCACAAUAACUUCCGUACCUUUCUCCAGGCCCUGAUGCUUCUGUUCAGGAGUGCCACGGGGGAAGCCUGGCACGAGAUCAUGCUGUCAUGCCUGAGCAACAGAGCCUGUGACCCGCUCUCCGGCCUCACCAAAAACGAAUGUGGCAGCGAUUUUGCCUAUUUCUACUUCGUGUCAUUCAUCUUCCUGUGCUCCUUCCUGAUGUUAAACCUGUUUGUGGCUGUGAUUAUGGACAAUUUUGAAUACCUGACAAGAGACUCCUCCAUCCUUGGGCCCCAUCAUUUGGACGAGUUUGUUCGUGUCUGGGCUGAAUAUGACCCAGCUGCCUGCGGGCGCAUCAGUUACACAGACAUGUAUGAGAUGCUGAGACACAUGUCCCCACCUCUAGGCCUUGGAAAGAAAUGCCCUGCUCGCAUUGCCUAUAAGCGCCUGGUGCGGAUGAACAUGCCGAUCUCGCCUGAAGAUUUAACCGUCCACUUCACAUCCACACUGAUGGCCUUGAUCCGCACUGCCCUAGAAAUCAAACUCGCCUCAGGGGGUGUUAAACAGCACCAGUGUGAUGCUGAGUUGAGAAAGGAGAUCUCGCUGGUUUGGCCCAACCUGUCCCAGAAGACUCUGGAUUUGCUGGUGCCUCCUCACAAACCUGAUGAGAUGACUGUGGGGAAGGUCUACGCAGCACUGAUGAUAUUUGACUUCUACAAGCAGAAUAAGAACAGCAGGGAACAAGUUCACCAGCCUCCCGGAGGCCUGUGCCAGCCCGGACCGGUGUCACUCUUCCACCCUCUGAAGGCCACUUUGGAGCAAACCCAGCCCACAGCAUUCAACAACGCCAAGGCGUUCCUUCGCCAGAAAAGCUCAGCCUCACUCAACAACGGGGGCGCGUUGCCAGCACCAGAGGGUGGGAUCAAAGAGUCCAGUUCUUGGGGGACCCAACGCACCCAGGAUGUGUUUUAUGAAACCAGGACACCAGCUUUUGAACGAGGCCACUCAGAAGAAAUCCCCAUUGAACGGGUAGUAGAAAUGAGGGAAAUCAGCCCUACACUUGCCAACGGAGAGCACCAACCAGGCCUGGAGAGCCAGGGGCGGGCAGCUUCCAUGCCACGCCUGGCAGCCGAAACUCAGAGGAGCAAAGCACGGUCACCUGGGAGUUACCUAGCACCCAUCCCGGACACGAGCCCCAUGAAGCGCUCCGUCUCCACGCUGACCCCGCAGCGCCCUCACCCCAUGCACCUCUACGAAUACUCCCUGGAGCGCAUGCCGCCGGAGCAAGGGCAUCACCACCACCACCACCGCUGCCACCGGCGGAAAGAGAAGAAGCAGAAGUCCUUGGACAGGUCCCCCCAUCAGCUGGCCGAUGGAGAAGCUGUGGCCCAGUCUGGUGAGUCUUCUUCCAAGGACAAGAAGCAGGAACGCGGCCGGUCCCAAGAGAGGAAGCAGCACUCUUCCUCCUCCUCUGAAAAGCAGCGCUUCUACUCCUGCGACCGCUACGGCAGCCGGGACCGUUCCCAGCCCAAGUCUGCUGAUCGGAGCAGGCCCACCUCACCCAACGGAGGGCCAGAGCAAGGUCCACACAGACAGGGCAGUGGUUCAGUUAAUGGGAGCCCCUUGCUGUCGACAUCUGGUGCUAGUACCCCAUGCCGGGGUCGGAGGCAGCUCCCACAGACUCCCCUGACCCCACGUCCCAGCAUCACUUACAAGACCGCUAACUCCUCGCCCGUGCACUUCACCAGUUUCCAAACCUGCCUGCCCACUUUCUCCCCGGGACGCCUGAGCCGCGGCUUGUCUGAGCACAACGCGCUGCUGCGCGGGGGCCAGCAGCCGCCCCCCCCGCCCGUGGCCCGCAUCGGCUCCGACCCUUACCUGGGCCACCGCGACGAGGCCGACAGCCCCGACCGCGCCGUGCCGGGGGACACGCUCACCUUCGAGGAGGCGGCGGCCACCAACUCGGGACGGUCCUCAAGGACUUCUUACGUCUCCUCCUUGACCUCCCAGUCUCACCAGAUCCGCAGGGUGCCCAACGGCUACCACUACACGCUGGGUCUCAACACGGGCCCUGGGACUGGCACCAGAGGACGUAGCUACUACCACGAGGCCGAUGAGGACGACUGGUGCUAGCGGCAUGGCAAGACCCUUCAAGGUGUGCGCGUUUAAAAUCGAUGAGUUUUAUCAUCUGGAAGGCUGUGCGCUCCGACGCAUGGGGUGCCCGGGGCCGGAGGGGGCCCACGGGGCAGCCCCCCGCCACGAGGACUGCUCUGCCCCUGGGGCCGGAGACACUCCUGCAGCCUCUCUCCUCUCAUUUUUUUUUUUCUUUUCUUUUUUUUUUUCUUUUUUUUUUUUUUUUUUUAAAAUUCACUAGACAAAUCGAGGAAGAAGGCUCCCUCCUUAGGAGGACGGCAGCGGGGGGAGCGCAUCUCUCUUGCCCGCCUCCCUACUGCCUUGUCUAGUUCAAAGACACGCACCCGAUGCCAAAUCCGCGACGCACGCGAGAAGCCGAGAGAAGAGCAGUCCUCACCUUCGACGGCGGAAAAAGCAGACUGUCGAUCCUUUUCGAGAUUAGCGCAGUUUUUGUUGGGCUAUUUCUUAAUUAAUUUAUUAUUAUAUUUUUUCCCCAGUCAGGGCGGGAGUCGGGGCUUGCAAACGGACACACAUGAACAAAGACCACAUCCGCGUUUUAAUCUCGUUCGCCGCUAAGGAGGAAGAGAUCUACCCAAGAAACUGGGAGAGGAGAAACACAGACCAGAACAAAGGACAGUCCACUGGGACUUGAUGUUCAGCCACAGGAAUCCUUUUCGGCCGAGCCAGUGGCACACCCCGAGCCGACCGAGCGCUCCAGCAGCCGGGACUCUGCUCUGGCACCGCUGCCGUGUGGAUCUCUUUUAAUUUACUCACCACGUCGGGUCCUUCACACUGACACAUGAUAAAGCCACAAGAGAGCUACUUUGUAAGGACUGUUUCCUUGCUGCUGAGACUUUUCUUUCUGUCCUUCUCUCCUGUUGACCGCAACACGCCCUCACUGUUUUGUCUUGUUUACAAUAUAAGCUUGAUUUAGCAAAAAAUAACUAAAAGAGAAAAAAAAUCCAGAAAAAAAAAAAGAGGAAAAAGCGUAGGGGUGAGAAGAAGAAAUGUUAUUGGUUUUAUAUCAAGCUAUUAGAUAGAACUUUAACUUUUCAUUGUGUGCAUUUUUGUAAAUUGUACAGUAAAAAAAAAAAAAAAAAAAAAGAAAAAAAAUUACUCUUUAUGUAGAGAAUUAGUCCAAUUGUCAUUCCAGGUCCCACCGUUUCUACCGAAUGCUCCAGUUGUUCACUACUAAGUGCCUAACCUUUGAAAUCUUUCACAGCGACGAUGCAACCUCUUGCUUCGAUGCAUCAGACCCCGGGCGAGCGCGGGGAGGGGCAGGAGGGGAGGGAGGGCAGCGCCGGGAGGAGCCGCUCGUCCCGGAGACCCCGCGGUGCCCCCGAGGCCCCGCGUCGCAUCGCCGGCCAGCGCGUUCGAGCACCAGGUUGGAAGCUUACAGUGGGGAAGGCUUUGGGGUUGGUUUGGGUUUUGUUGGCUUUUUUUUUUUUUUUUUUCCUUUUAUAUACACUUUUAUUGGCGGGAGGGGCGUGGUUGCAGCAAACAAAACCGGCCUUUUCUCAUUGAUUAGUGUUUAGGUCCUGUGGGAGAGGUGCAGGUGGAAAAGUACAGCAUCUGCAGAGACGUUCUUGCAGGAGACGCAGCGUCUUUCACGCUGCGGGUCGAGUCGCAGUCGGGCUGCGAGAGCUCUGGCCACGUUCCACGGUGCAUAAAUUGUGUUGAGGGCAGUUGGAGAGAGUCUUGGUUUUAUUGCCUGUUAAGAGAAGGAUUUUUUUUUUAAAAAAAAAAAAAAAAAAAAGGAAAAAAAAAAGAAGCAAAACCUCUAACUCUGAUUCUCAGGGAUGAGAUUUCUGUGUUCUUGCAAUGAUUCUUGCGUUGGACGAUUUCUUUCUUUUGUGCACGUGUGGGUUUCUGCCCUUUGAGCCUGGGAAAGGGGCAAGCGCGAUGUGCCGGAGGGAGGGAGCGCUGAAGGGAAGCCCUGGGCAGGAGCUUGCGUCCGUGGGUCCGAGGAGCCCUUGUAGGGUUGAUUUGGGGCACAGGGCAGCCAGAGGACACGGAGUGCACUGGCAAAAGGUUAAAGGAGGAAGGGUGGGAGGCGCCAGGCAAGCGCAUCCCUAGAAUUGCCGAUAGGAAAGAGGGGAGGAUUGGACAGCUUGAUUUUUUCAGAGGAUCUGCCAAGCCCCAGAACUGUGAAAGUUCUCCAGGCAAAGCGGCCGCUUAGGACGGGUAGAGAUCCCGCUGGACCUUGGUGACUUGUUUUGUCGCUGGGGUGGUUGGAGGGUGUCGGUUGCUACCAAAACGCUCGGGAGGUGUCUCGUGCUCUCAGCAGAAGUCUUUCAGCCUCAGGCAGGGAGCAGUCUGCUGCAGGGUGGUUCUUCACGUCUCCUGUAGCUCUUCUGUUGAAGAAAUACAACCUGUUUUCGUUUCCUUCUGUGGUUUGUUUUUUUUUUUUUUUUGUUCCGUUACUAAACAAUAAUGUCUGGCCAAUCUCAUCCCUGGAUUCUGCUAAAGGAGAACUCCUGUCUCUCUCUCUGUCUCUGUGUUUAUGUGCACUUUGAAUAAAGGAAGUGCGGUAGCCGGAGGUCCGCCAUGGGUAACGGCUGUAAUUUGCAAACGGAGGGCUAUGCAACAAGAUGACACGUUCGGAAACACAUCCAAACCACCAACAGUCAGAAAGACCUUCAUCCAUUCUGUAGCUUUACCUGCUGGAUUCUCCUGUUUCAGGCUUCAGCAUGAUUGUGACCAAAUGUUUUAUACAUUUUCCUUAUAUGAAGGCACAAACACUUUAUUUGGAAUUUUAAAGAAAACGUUACUAUUUUACUCCAGGAAGUAAAGGAGUGGGGAAACACAAUCUCUCUGACAGUGCAUGCAAACAUUGUACCCACACUGGAAAGCGAAAGAGAUGUUUUUCUGUACUGAAUAAUUUUGUCUUUUUCUCCACUCCGCCUUUCCCCUUCCUCUACCAUUUUAGAUCCUCAAACCCACAGCCCCGCACUAACACACCAUCUGGAAGCGCACAGCCAAGCGAUGGCCUUGGGUCACCCCAAUUCUUAGGCAGAACACGAAGAAGAAUCUCAAGUUGCCUAAUCCUCCACCCGCCUCGUAGGGGUCGAUGACAGUGACAGACAAGCCUGACCACAAUUGUUCAUAACCCUUUUCCUACCUUUUUUUUACAGCCUCUCUGCUGUCUCUUCAAUGCAUACAUGAUAUUUCCAAGAAUCCUCAUAGUGAGUUGCCAAACUUGAAUUGCACCAAUCAGUUUUCUGCAUCCAGAACCAGUCUCGUAGUGGCUGUACUUUGAAUAAGUAAUGUUUGCAUGUAAAAUAUAUACAUAUAUACAUAUAUAUAAAAAGUAUGUGCAUGGAAAAUGUUUAUCUUCGUACUUUUUUGAUACAAUGUAUUCAUCAGUUGUUAAUUUUUAAUUAUAUUUGAUAUAAAUUGGGGGUUUGUUGCAAAACUUUAUAUUUAAAAAAACAGUGUUAAAAAUUAUAAAAGUUCCAACCAUGCAACACAAGCGGAACUUUACCCAAAAAAAAAAAAAAGGUGGGGGGGAAGCAAAAAGGAAAAAAAAAAGGUUCUGUGACUGCCUAGUUUGCUGCCUGAGUAAUAUUUAUCAGCCAAACUUUGAAUUCUGCAGUUGUUUCUACAAUUACAUUUUGUAUGAAGCAAAGUCCUUGAAUUAAAAUAAAAACUUAGCAAAAAA
Messenger RNA from Tyto alba (common barn owl), 11277 nucleotides. RefSeq names its product calcium voltage-gated channel subunit alpha1 B (gene CACNA1B). Gene Ontology annotation, cellular component: voltage-gated calcium channel complex; membrane; neuronal cell body. Gene Ontology annotation, biological process: chemical synaptic transmission; calcium ion import across plasma membrane. Gene Ontology annotation, molecular function: calcium ion binding; high voltage-gated calcium channel activity. Bases 468 to 7616 code for a protein of 2382 amino acids. The transcript has 51 exons. Lineage: Eukaryota; Metazoa; Chordata; Aves; Strigiformes; Tytonidae. The record is from RefSeq and is a predicted model, not a curated record.